CAUGGAACAAGGGAAGAGAGGUGGCCGGAAAGCGACGUUGUGAGCCAGCACUUGCAGUCCUCCACCUCACCGGAACCGGAUCGAAUCUUGUGUACGUCGGGGAGGAGCGGGCUGCUUGUGUUGUCUUUCCCCCACCGAGCUGUUCCACGCGUCCCAGCGAGCGGAUCUGGAACAGGUGGGGGAUACUGAGUUUAAAAGCAGAAGUGCCUUACACAUAAGAUUAUCUGUCUCUCUACUUGGCUUCCCUAUGUUAUUCUUUCAUCAGCAGUGCUGUGCCAGUGGGAUUUCCCCUUCUGAAUAGUCUUAAGAAUGGAGACUACAUCAAAAAGAAGCUCACUUGCUCUGCUCCACAUUAGAAGAUCUUGAUCUGGAAGACACCAUUACGGAAUGUGGUGGUGAAUGUGAAGAGAUUAUCAUCGUUUUCUUCAGUUGUUCAGAAAUUGUACAUGGUGUAAAGAAACCUUGGGAAAGCAAGAGUUCAAAAUUGAACUUAUCAUCAUGGAAGAGCACCAGCAUCUACAUUGUGUCAACUGUGUUAGUCGGCGUUGUAUGACUAGGCCAGAGGCUGGCAUUUCCUGUGAUUUAAUUGGUUGCCCCAUGGUUUGUGGAGCAGUGUUUCAUUCAUGCAAAGUUGAAGAGCACCGCCUUUUAUGUCCACUUGAAAGAGUGCCUUGUCUGAACAGUGGUUCAGGCUGUCCAUUUACUGUAGCAAGAAACAAAAUUGCUGAACAUCUAGAAAUUUGCCCUGCAAGUGUGGUAUGCUGUACUAUGGAGUGGAAUAGAUGGCCAGUGAGUUAUGCAGAUCGCAAAUCUUAUGAAAAUCUGAGUAAAGAUGUUGAUGAAGUUGAACAGUUGGACAUGGCUCUUGCCCUUCAAGACCAGCGUAUGCUUCUGGAAUCCCUCAAAGUAGCAACUAUGACAUCAAAAACCGCUGAUGAGCUAUCAAAAUCAAAAGAACAGACUUCUAUUGUGAGUGCCCCAGAUGUCACUCUUCCAAAUGGCUUAAUGCCGGUAGAUGAAGAGUCAUAUGGUGCACUUUAUCAAGCUACUGUGGAAACAACCAAAAGUUUAGCUACAGCCCUAGAUAUCUUGAACACAGCUACUAGAGACAUAAGCAUGUUAAGUUCAAAACUUGGCAUUUCACCAUGUGAAACUAGUGAAGAUUGUCAGAUUAAAGAACAAAACUGUGAUAGAAGUGUGCAGCAUAAAAUUACAGAGCAUGACUGUCUAGAAGAUAAUAUGGGAGCAGCUGGUGGCAUUCACUUGGAUGUCUUCAAUCAAAAUGUGCAGGUGGAACAAAAUGGUUCGAGUGACUUUUAUGAUUCCAUGCAACAAUACAAUUUUGGCAUGAGCCUUGAUGAUUCUCUCUGUAAUGGCUUUCAUAUAGACAAUUCAUGUACAGAUAUGCUGCAACAAAAUGACAAACUAGGAAUGUCUAAUUCAGAGCAAUCUAAUGUAGCAAAUGGCAUAUGUAAUUCUUGUGAUGAGGCAUCAAGUUCAUGUGCCCCCAAUUCUGUAGCAACACAACUUAAGGAAGAAGUACAUCUGCAUAGUUUGCCUAAUGGCAGUGUUAAUCAUGUAUAUUUACCAUAUGGCUGUAGUGAGGAAGAAAUGUUACACAGACAAAUAGAGCAAGACAGGCUCAGAAACAUAGAUGUACUUUCUUUACUUCCUCAUCGUACUUACAGUUUUCUCACAAAUCAUUAUUUCUCCGCACCAAAGGAAAACAAAGCAGUAGAUACAUCAGAUUUGGAAAUAACUGAAGAUCCUAUGGGUCUUCAGGGUAUAGACUUGAUUACAGCAGCUUUGUUGUUUUGUCUGGGAGAUUCUCCUGGUGGUAGGGGAAUAUCUGAUAGCCGUGUUGUUGAUGGAUAUCGUGUUGAUUUUGGGACACAGACGUUUUCUCUCCCAUCUGCAAUCCUGGCCACAAAUACAAUGGUAGGGGAAAUUGCUUCGGCCUCUGCAUGUGAUCACGCUAAUCCACAGCUCUCAAAUCCAAGCCCUUUCCAGACACUUGGGCUAGACUUGGUACUAGAAUGUGUAGCUAGAUACCAAACAAAGCGCUCAAUGUUUACAUUUGUUUGUGGACAAUUGUUUAGGCGCAAUGAAUUUUCUUCACACUUCAAGAAUGUGCAUGGUGAUAUUCAUGCUGGCCUCAAUGGUUGGAUGGAACAGAGAUGUCCUCUGGCUUACUAUGGAUGUACAUAUUCUCAACGCAGAUUUUGUCCUUCUACACAGGGGGCAAAAAUUAUUCAUGACCGACACCUAAGGUCAUUUGGGGUUCAGCCUUGCAUAUCUACUGUGCUGACAGAGCCUGAUAAGAGAUGCUGUUUAGGACUGCAUAGUGACCAUCUGAGUAGUCUUCCUUUUGAGGUUCUACAACACAUUGCUGGGUUUCUCGAUGGAUUUAGUUUAUGUCAGCUCUCACGUGUGUCACGAUUAAUGAGGGAUGUAUGUGGAAGCUUACUACAGGCACGUGGAAUGGUCAUACUGCUUUGGGAAAAAAGAAAAUAUCCUGAUGGAAGCUCUUCAUGGCAAAUAAAGGAAAAGGUAUGGCGCUUCAGCACAGCUUUUUGUACUGUAAAUGAAUGGAAAUUUGCUGACAUCAUAAGCAUGGCUGACCACUUGAAGAAAUGUAGUUAUAAUGCUGUAGAAAGACGGGAAGAGGCUGUGCCACUGCCAUGUAUGUGUGUCACACGAGAACUUACAAAAGAAGGACGUUCAUUGCGCUCUGUCUUGAAACCUGUACUUUAAAUAUGAAGUCACUCUAAUUGCACAUACUCAAGCACCUGAUGUAACCUCUGUAACAUUAUGACACUUUAUUAAUUUACUAAAGAUUUCUAGAUAAAUCUACUCUAGAUAAAUCUACUCUCAUUAUGUACAUAAUGUUUUGAAGUGGCAUUUAUUUUUUAUAAUACUGUCUGGUUAGAGUUAAUGAAAAUUGCCUUAAUGUUUGAAAAUAUGGAACUUGCUGGACAGGGUAGUUUUAUAUAACUUAUAUAAUUUACAAAUUUUUUUCUCUAGGGAUUUUUCUGACUUAAUGGUGCCCAUUUCCUUUUUAUUGACUUCGGACUUUUAGAUAUAUGCACAUUUAUCAGACAGGAACUUGAGAUGUGUAAUGACAGGAAUCUGACCAAACAACUUGUGUGUUUGGUCAUUUUGCAGAUUAAGAAAUCUGCAGAUACAAGAAAUUUAAAAAGUUAAAUGCUGAACAUAAUUUACUUGUGCAUAUCUUAAAAACAGUUCUUUUUAUUCUUUAAAUAAUGCUGCAGCCUCUCAAAAUACCCUGGCUCAGUUUAAAUUACUAUCUAGUUGAGAUGAUAUAGGACAUGUGUUUUUAGUGCUGACCACAAAUGAUUAGGGGAGAUAAUCCUCAAUUCUUUGAGUCAAUGAUUUGACUUCCCCCAAUGGAACUGAAUUGCAACAGAGAUGUUUCUAAAUAACAUGUUCUUGAUUAUCCAUAUAGGUUACUACUAUGAACAGCCUUAUGAAGAAAAAUUGGUUUGUCAUAUACUUAAACCUACACUGGCAAUUGAGUAAACUUUCUCCUUUGUAUUAAUGAAUGAGGUGAAUGUGAACAAAAUUCCCUUAGCUUCCUGUAAACCAGAUAUACAGGAUGUGUAAUUUUAAUUUAGUAAAACUAAUGAAGGGCUUAUUUAUGGUGACGAGAGAGCAUCUUAUUAACAUGCCUACAGAUGUAAUCCUGGCUUCAAGGCUAUUUUAAAUUCUAUAGGAUUCUGAUUCUGAGCACACUUAAGUUAGUUCCAGUGAAACUUAUUUCCAAAUAAAUGUGUUUAGAAGAGAGGUGCUGGUAUGCCAUCUUUAUAAGAUGAGAAACCAUUUGUUGCAUAAAGCAUAUCUUAAAUGCAUGUUCGUCCAUUUCAGAACUUCACAUUUUUCCAUAGUCUUCCAUUGAGGACAUUGUGUUUAAUGUUUACUGUAAUUUAUGCCUUUAACUAUACUAGUGUAACUUGGAAGCUUUCAGACUUGAUAUUACUGUUGGGGGGAUUGUACUUGGUAACUGUGCCACAGGUUAUAAGCAGACCAAGUUUGCAAUCUAAAAGUAGUGUAUAUAGUUUUUAAGGAGGAAAAGUAUUGAAAAGGUUAUUACAGAAAUGGCUACAUGUUUGUAACAAAGUCAUUUUAGUAUACUUGAUCAAAAGUUCACAUCUAUAGCAUACAUGAUUCCAAUCUGGGAAAUAGUACCUUAUUCAUAACUUUUGACUGACCCCUUUUAGGAAAAAAUUAAACCUCAUUCUCUAGUGCCAUAUAUUGAGAUUACUGGAGUUUUCAAUAUUUGCUUUAUCUAUUUUCUGAAAUGCCUGGAUGUUGGGAUCAGUUUACUAUUCUCACAAAGCUGCCUUUCUCAUUUGAAGGGCCUAGAGAAGAGAAUUUUUCUUUAGCCCUGCAGGAUCUGGUCUUCUGUUGAUAGUUGAGCAUCAUUUGUAAUUGCCAUUGUUGGGAGAAGAAAGAAGCAUUGAUAACACACUGAAUCUUCUUUUGUUGGUGUGACCAACCAAGGUUUAGGUAGUGUUUUUCUUCAGCAAUACAUCCAUGAUGUUUGUUGCCUCUAUGUCUUCUAAAAAGAUUUAUCAGUCAAAAAUAACCAAAACUAUUCACUCCGUAGGUUUUAAAAGCUGUUUUCCAACCUGUUCAUCUAUUAAAUACCUUACUUGUGUGUAUUUUGGUAUUUUUUGUGUUGCUAGAGCAUGGUAAAAAAAUGUCUUGGCCCUUUGACCGAGUACUAAGCACUGCUGAGGCUCAGAAUGGAAGGUUCUCUAAGCAGUUAAACUUGUGAUUAAUUACUAUCUCAGUUCAGCUUUGUCGCAAUACGUAUUCUGAAUACUUCAUUCAUUACAUGCACUUUUAUUUUUGAAUUUAGAUACUGUGUUAAAUCUUUAAAAUCCAGAGCUAUUAAAAAUCAAUGCUGUUCAAAAUAAUCUUUUAAAAAUACUUUUAUGUGCAGGAAUUCAAUAAAAAUCUAGGAUACCAGUAUUUUAUACUGCUAUGCAGUUUUUACAAAAAAACCAAAAAGUGGUACAUAGUUUGUCAUUACUUUUUUUGUUCCCUUGUACUUACAUUUAAGUGUAUACCAAGUCUCUUCUAGCGCUUGGUUUCCUGUUGCAUUGCCUUUACUUACCAGUUGUUUCUCUUACCGAUACGACAUUACUCACUUUAUAAAAAAAAGUUUUCAGUUAAUAUCAUUUUUCAGUGUGUAAUAUCCUAAUUAAAUACACUUGCCAUUUCCCUCUUA
Heteronotia binoei (common prickly gecko) is the source of this 5254-nucleotide messenger RNA. RefSeq names its product F-box protein 30 (gene FBXO30). Gene Ontology annotation, molecular function: zinc ion binding; protein binding; ubiquitin protein ligase activity. The record is from RefSeq and is a predicted model, not a curated record. The transcript has 6 exons. NCBI's taxonomy places the organism in Eukaryota, Metazoa, Chordata, Lepidosauria, Squamata, Gekkonidae. Bases 499 to 2754 code for a protein of 751 amino acids.